UAAAGCACGGUGGAUUGAAAAGAAAAAGAAGCAACUGUUUCUAGAUUUAUUUAGACAACAAUGGAUGGUUGAAUAAAAUAAAAUAAAUUUUUUGGCCAAUUGGCGAGCUUUAAGAAUGAAGAAGGAAAGGGAUUGAAAGAAGAAAAAGUAAUGAAGGAAGGGACAAGGAGAGGGGGUAAGGGACAGGUAUAUAUAUUUAGUUGGUUGGUUCUUUUACUAAAAGUAAAUGCUUGAAAAUUAAAAGAAAAUAAAAUUUAUUAUGGUCUUUUUAGAAGAUAAAAAGUGCUAAAAAGUUAUAAAAAAUUUGGGAAAAUAAUGAAGAAAAAAAGGAAGGUAAAAGAGAAGUCUAGAAAAAUAAUGUCUCUUUUAGAUAUAAAUAAUUGGCUUAUUGCCGAGAUAAAAAUAAAUUUAAAAGAAAAGUUUUCCCAUGUCUAGAAAACUUCUUUUCAUUAUCAGCUUUCAUCAAUGAAUUGCCGCCCUUCCCCUACAGGCAAAGUCAUAAAUCGUUCAUUCUCUCCCCCGGCAUUGCCUCAAUUUUCGCUAUUUUGCUCUGUUUGCUGUCCAAUAUUUGCCUUAAAAACUUUUCUCGCAGCACGCCCCCUCCAAAAAAAUAUUUUUAUCUAUUCUUCUUCUUCUUCCUUUUUUCUCUUCUUCCCCCCCCCCCUUACUUUUUAACUGUCCACAUUCCUUCUUCACUUCCAUUUUCUAUUCCCAGCCACCAUCUUCUUCGCACCGCUCGCGCCAUAAAUCACUCGUCGUGGUGCCCAACCCGCCGGGUAAAUACUUUUUAGUUGGAAGUAGUUGAGAGGAAUAAAUAGAUUUGGAAAAAUAAGAAAAGAUGAAGAACACGGCGGACAAGGCGGAUUUGUAACUCGAUUUUCAGAAGGCUUUUUUUCCUCUUUUUUUUCUUUUCAAUCCCCAAAAAUUCUUUACAUAUAUCCAUCGCUAAUAAAAACAAUUUAUAAAAAAAUUAUUAUUUUCCGAAUUUUUUUAUUUUUGGCAAUAUUUUUUCCUUUUUAAAUUUCUUUAUAAGUGAAUUAAAUUCUUAAAUUUAAUGAUAAAAGUACAUAAGGAUAAGCUAUAAAUAUACCUUUUUCCUUUACUUUGAGGCAUUCCCUUCCAGAACGAGGCCGAAGAAUAAAAGGGCAUUAAUAAGCUACA
Messenger RNA from Meloidogyne enterolobii, 1161 nucleotides. NCBI's taxonomy places the organism in Eukaryota, Metazoa, Nematoda, Chromadorea, Rhabditida, Meloidogynidae. The record is from the annotation of a GenBank genome assembly.